Molecule: messenger RNA, 1816 nt
Organism: Jaculus jaculus (lesser Egyptian jerboa)
Lineage: Eukaryota; Metazoa; Chordata; Mammalia; Rodentia; Dipodidae
Gene: Naaa
Product: N-acylethanolamine acid amidase
Exons: 11
Coding region: 1-1056 (351 amino acids)
Biological process (GO): fatty acid metabolic process
Cellular component (GO): lysosome
Molecular function (GO): fatty acid amide hydrolase activity
Source: RefSeq, a predicted model, not a curated record
AUGCGAGCCCUUCUGCUGCUGCUGCUGCUGCUGCUGCUGCUGCUGGCGGGGCCCGCGCUGGCCGCCCCGGACUCCGCACCGCCGCGGUUCAACGUGAGCCUGGACGCGGCCCCCGAGCUGCGCUGGCUGCCGGUGCUGAGCCGCUUCGACCGGGCCCUGGUGCGCGCCGCCGUGGCGCAGUUCAUCCGAGACAGAGUCCCCGAGUGGGUCCUCGCGCGGAUCCGGAAGGCGGCCGUGCAGCUGGAGCAUCUCCUGCCGCAGCCGUUCGCGGGCGAGAUCCGCGGCAUGUGCGACUUCCUGAACCUCAGCCUGGCGGACGGGAUCCUGGUCAACCUGGCCUACGAGUCCUCCGCAUUCUGCACCAGCAUCGUGGCCCAAGACUCCAGAGGACACAUUUACCAUGGUCGCAAUCUGGACUACCCUUUUGGAAAUGUCCUACGCAAGCUGACAGUGGAUGUGCAGUUCUUAAAGAAUGGGCAGAUUGCAUUCACAGGAACCACUUUUAUUGGCUAUGUGGGAUUGUGGACUGGUCAGAGUCCACACAAGUUUACAGUGUCUGGAGAUGAACGAGAUAAAGGCUGGUGGUGGGAGAAUGUGGUUGCUGCCCUUUUCCAAAGACACACUCCAAUCAGCUGGCUAAUCCGCACUACGUUGAAUGACUCAGAAAACUUUGAAAGAGCAGUUUACAAAUUGGCCAAGACUCCCCUCAUUGCUGAUGUUUAUUACAUUGUUGGUGGCACAUCCCCCCAGGAGGGAGUAGUCAUAACCAGGAACAGAGAUGGCCCAGCAGACAUUUGGCCUCUAGAUCCUUUGAAUGGAGAGUGGUUCCGAGUUGAGACAAAUUAUGACCAUUGGAAGCCAGUACCAAAGAAGGAUGACCGAAGAACUCCUGCCAUCAAAGCCCUAAAUGCUACAGGACAGGCAAACCUCAGCCUGGAGACCCUUUUCCAGGUUUUAUCUGUGGUUCCAGUUUAUAACAACUACACCAUCUACACAACAGUAAUGAGUGCUGCCGACCCAGACGAGUACACAACUCGGAUCAGGAACAUCGGCUAGGAAGAUUUUAAACAAUGAAAUUGUUGAAGAGCUGCACUUUAAAGUAAAACAAAGCAAAAGUAUUGUAUUGUUUUGUGAGCAGUGCAGGUUCCUUUCUCACUGAACUUCAGCCUGGGGGAGUGGAGCUGGCAGACCACUGUGGAGCAUGUUUGUAGAAAGCUGGUCACAGUCGUGUCUUACACCCUGCCCAUGUCCUGGCCUGUUGAUCCUUAUUAACAGUCUCCCCUGGCUAGAACAACCCAAAGAUAAACGGUCUCUAGCUCAGACUGCAUCCUUGGGCUUUCCCCCAGCUUCUUUCCUGUGACUCCUGGAUCAUACUUCUGCCUGUCCCCUGAAGAAGGCUGGCAAGACCUCUGUUCACAUGGGCCCCAGUUAAAACAGUUCUUUGGAGGCUGUGGGCAUAGCUCAUUGGCAGUGUGCUCACCUGGGAAGUGUGAGGCCCUGAGUUCCAUUCCCAGCACCAUACACACACACAAGAGACGUUUCCUCUGAAGAAGUAGAGAGCUCGAGUUUGAAUAGAGCUUCUUCAAAGGUUAUGCUAGUCUGACCUCUGACUUCGUUCCCACGUGGCAGCAUUCCCACUUUUUAUAACACUUCUAAUGUAUUUUUAAAAGAUUCUGUGGGCUUCCUUUUUUACUAAAUAGCUGCUUUCUUAAUGCUUUUUUUGAAAGUCUUAUGAAACCAAAUACUUUCAUGUCACUUACUGUUAAUAAAGUAUCAAAGGGAUGUUGUCAAGGAAAAUAAAAUCUUUUCCAUGAUA